Messenger RNA from Zygosaccharomyces rouxii, 4581 nucleotides. RefSeq names its product chromatin-binding exonuclease XRN1 (gene XRN1). NCBI's taxonomy places the organism in Eukaryota, Fungi, Ascomycota, Saccharomycetes, Saccharomycetales, Saccharomycetaceae. Gene Ontology annotation, molecular function: RNA binding; 5'-3' RNA exonuclease activity. Gene Ontology annotation, cellular component: nucleus. The transcript has a single exon. Gene Ontology annotation, biological process: nuclear-transcribed mRNA catabolic process; rRNA catabolic process. Bases 1 to 4581 code for a protein of 1526 amino acids. The record is from RefSeq and is a predicted model, not a curated record.
AUGGGUAUUCCAAAAUUCUUUAAAUAUAUUGCCGAAAGAUGGCCUAUGAUUUUACAACUUAUUGAGGGCCAACAUAUUCCCGAAUUUGACAAUUUGUAUUUGGAUAUGAAUUCUAUUCUUCAUACUUGUACUCAUGGUAAUGAUGACGAUGUAACGAAAAGACUAACAGAAGAAGAAGUGUUUGGCAAAAUAUUUGUCUACAUUGAUCAUUUAUUCCACACGAUUAAACCAAAGAAGGUUUUCUACAUGGCAAUUGAUGGUGUAGCACCUCGUGCCAAGAUGAAUCAACAAAGAGCACGUAGAUUCAGAACUGCAAUGGAUGCUGAAAAGGCUUUAAAGAAGGCAAUUGAAAACGGUGAAGAAAUUCCAAAAGGUGAGCCAUUUGAUUCUAAUUCUAUUACUCCUGGUACUGAAUUCAUGGCAAAAUUGACGAAAAAUUUACAGUAUUUUAUUCACGAUAAGAUUACGAAUGAUUCUAGUUGGAGAGAUGUAAAAAUUAUUUUUUCUGGUCAUGAAGUUCCCGGUGAAGGUGAGCAUAAGAUUAUGGAUUUUAUUAGGAAUAUCAGAGGUCAAGGUGACUACAAUCCUAAUACGAGACAUUGUAUAUAUGGGCUUGAUGCCGAUUUGAUUAUGUUGGGUUUAUCAGUACACGCUCCCCAUUUUGCACUUUUGAGAGAAGAAGUUGUAUUUGGUAAAAGAGGUAAAAAAUCUACCGCUUUGGAACAUCAAAAUUUUUACCUGUUGCAUAUUUCAUUAUUGAGAGAAUACAUGGAAUUAGAAUUUGAAGAGAUUGCAGAUGAAUUGCAAUUUGAAUACGAUUUUGAACGUAUACUGGAUGAUUUCAUUCUGAUCAUGUUCGUUAUUGGUAACGAUUUCUUGCCCAAUUUACCGGAUCUUCAUUUGAACAAGGAAGCUUUCCCCCUUUUGAUGAAAACUUUCAAAGAAGCCCUUUUGCAUGCAGAUGGUUACAUCAAUUACAAUGGUCAGAUAAAUUUAAAGACUUUAAGACUUUGGUUACAUUACCUUUCUCAGUUUGAAUUGAUGAUUUUUGAGAAAAACGACAUUGAUGUCCAAUGGUUCCAUCAAAGACUAGAAAACAUUUCUCUUGAAGGUGCAGAUCAAAGAGAACGUUCAGGGAAAAAACUGCUGGUUAAACAGCAGAAAAAGAUUGCAGGUUAUGUGAAGCCUUGGAUAUUGGAUGUCGCAGCUAAGAGAUAUUCAGCUGACAUUCCUGAGGAACAAAUACCCACUUUGAAGUUAACUGACGAAGAAACGAAAGAGAAUUUGGAUUUCUUGAAACAGUUUGCCUUUGAUUUGGGAUUAUUUGUAGCACAUUCCAAAUCUGAUGAUCGCUAUUCUUUAAAGUUAGAUGUUGAUGCUAUAAAUCCUCAAGAAAGUGAGGAAGAGCACGAGGAACGUCAAAGGACGAUAAGAAGAACUUUGAAGAAAUAUCAACAAGCAAUCCUAGUGGAAGAUAAAGAAGAGCUUGAUAAGGAAAAGGAAACCUAUAAUGCAAGAUUCGAGGAUUGGAAAGAUCGUUAUUACAAAGAAAAAUUAGGCUUUAGCAUACAUGAUACUGAAAAAUUAACUGAUAUCACAGAAAAUUAUGUGGAAGGUUUACAGUGGGUUUUGUACUACUACUAUAGAGGCUGUGCCUCUUGGGGUUGGUAUUAUCAUUAUCAUUAUGCCCCCCGUAUAUCUGAUUUGCAAUUGGGUUUGGAUCAAAUCUUAGAAUUUGAGAAAGGUAUCCCCUUCACACCAUUCCAACAAUUGAUGGCUGUUUUGCCUGAAAGAUCGAAGAAUUUGAUCCCUGCUCCCUUCAGACCAUUAAUGUAUGAUGAAAAAUCCCCAAUUAUUGAUUUUUACCCUGCAGAAGUUGAUACUGAUAAAAAUGGUAAGACAGCCGACUGGGAAGCUGUCGUUCUAAUUUCAUUCGUCGAUGAGAAAAGAUUGCAGGAUGCUAUGGCACCACUAAUGUCCAAAUUAACACCGGAUGAAAAAGCAAGAAACACGGCAGGAACUGAUUUGAUCUAUUCAUUUAACCCACAAGUAGAUGACAUUUACAAGAGUCCUUUGAAGGGUCUAUUCUCAGACAUUGAGCAUAACCACUGUGUGGAAAGAGAGUUUAAUCCUCCCAAAGUGGAAGAAAGUCAAUUCCGUUACGGACUUUUGCCAAAUGCCAAGACGGGCAUUAAUCUGUUGGCUGGUUUCCCAACUUUGAAAACCUUACCUUUCACUUUUGAAUUGCUUCUCAAUGAAACUAGGAUCUUUACAAGUCCUUCAAAGAGGGAGUCCAUGGUUUUGCACAUGAAGGACAUUUAUUCUGAAAACAACUUGUCAUUAGAUGUUUUGGCUAAGAGAUACAUGGAUAAGGUUGUCUAUACAAGAUGGCCCUACUUAAUGGAAUCCAAGUUAGUCUCCAUUUCUGAUGGCGAAAAUAUUUUUGAAAGCAGUAAUUCUGGGUCUGGAAAAAAUUCCAAGUUUAUCAACAGACCCCUGGAUGAAGGUGAAAAGAGAUUGUUUAGAACUAUGGCGGCUAAGCUAAAGAAUGAAUAUCAGUCUGCUAAAGCCGUCGAUGUGGGCGAUGUGUCUGUUAUUGUCAAGGUCUUACCAGGAGCAGACUUAGUUAGAGAUGCAAGAGGUGCUUAUAGAAAAAGUUUCCAGAAUGAACCCAAAUAUUAUCCAUUGCAGUUGAUGGUGGAAACUGUUGCCAAUGAAGAUGAAAGAUAUAAGGAGAAGGAUCCAGUUCCAAUUGAUCAAGAAUUUCCUCAAGGUUCACAAGUAAUAUUUUUGGGUGAUUAUGCUUAUGGUGGUGAGACCACUAUUGAUGGCUACAGCAAUGCAACGAGAUUGAAAUUGACUGUGAAAAAGAUGUCCAUGAGGUCCGAACCCGCCAUUGGUAAGGAAAGAUACAAGAUUGAUACUGCCCUUGUCAAAUAUUUCCCCUCAUACAUUGUGUCUAAGAGGUUGCAACUACAUCCUCUAUUUUUGUCUAGGAUUACUUCUAGAUUCAUGAUCAGUGAUCAGGCUGGUAAGAAUGUCAACGUCGGUAUUACUGUUAAGUUUGAAGCCCGUCAUCAAAAAGUUUUGGGUUAUGCUAGAAGGAACCCCAAAGGUUGGGAAUACUCGAACUUGGCUCUCGAUUUGAUUAACGAAUAUAGAAAGUUGUUCCCCAAAUUCUUCAACAAAUUGGCCACAAUACAAGGCAGCAACAUGCCCUCCAUUGAUCAACUUUUCCCUGAACUAUCUAGUGAACAGUGUGCUAAGCUCUUGCAAGAUGUUACAGCUUGGUUAAAGAGCGUCACUGAAAAAUUUGUGAACGUAUCCUUGGAGAGUGAUUCUCUAACAAAGGUUUCCAUGCAAGCAGUUGAAGAUUACAUUGAAAAAUAUUCUUCUUACUUGGACCAGACAGAGAAAAAACAGCUUGCUAAGGUUCCAUGUGAGGCAGUAUUGGAUCCUAAGUCCUCGUAUGCUUUGCUACGUAGUCAGAGAUUUGAAUUAGGUGAUCGUGUUGUUUACAUCCAGGAUUCCGGUAAGGUACCAUUGUUCUCAAAGGGUACAGUGGUAGGUUACACUACUUUAGGUAUGUCUUUGUCAAUCCAAGUUCUAUUCGAUAACGAGAUUGUUGCAGGUAACAACUUUGGUGGUAGACUCAGAACGAAUCGUGGUUUGGGUCUUGAUGCCUCAUUCCUGCUCAACCUUACAAAUAGGCAGUUCGUUUACCAUUCCAAGGCAUCUAAACAGGUUUCUAAGAAGCCAGUUUCAAAUGCUGCACCAAAACAACAUGUUGUUGACAUCAAGAGGAAGAGAGCUCACGAUCUUUUGAGUCACAUUAAGAAAAAUGACAAGGAAACUGAAGAGAAGUCUGAUCCUGUCAAGGCUGCUGGUGAAAAACAAGGAAAAUCUCCUGAAGAACAAGGCCCAAAUUUUGCGUUUGUUAAAGGGGCUAAUCCAACUUUGAAUCCAGACCCGGCUAGUAUGAUUUACAAUGCUGUUUUGAACCAAUAUGUACCUAACAAUGCUAAUUUCGGUGCUUCGGGCGGCCCUAAGGCAUCCGGUAUUCCGUACCAGGCACAACCAGGUUAUCCACCACCACCACCAUUUGUGCAUAUGCCUCCCCCACCAAUGGGUAUGCCCAUGCCUCCACCAUACGGAGGACCUAUGCCACCUCCACAUAUGGGUGGAUUCGUUCCUCCACCUAUUCCGGAUGUCGCGUUCCAGGGCCUAAAAAUUGAGGAAAAAGAAACUGAUGGAUUGAAGCAAAUGCUUCAAGCUGGUGCCUCUGACAAGCCUAACAAUGGUAAAUCCGCUAAUGCCAAAUUACAUCAAGGCGGCAAACCCCAUGGCGGCAAACCACACAAUGGAAAGCCCAAUGGCGAUAAACCAUUUGGUUCAAAGACCGGCAGCAAUGGUAAACCAACUGGUAACGGUAAGCCAGGCGGCGGUAACUGGAAUAAAGACAAGGACGGUUCCUCGAAACCCCAUUUUUCAAAGGGAAACCCUAAUGGCAACCGUAAGUUUUCUCGUGGAGGUAAAUCCAAGUCGAAGCCCAGGACACCUGUUGGCGAAGUGAGUACUUAA